AUGGGCCUUAUCCUAAAGUCUAAUAAUUCCUUAGCUCAAAAAGUUGAUCUCAAAUGGACCAAAAGGCCCAAAGCAACAAAGUCCAAAGAAGUGACCCAAAGAUGCGAAGCCCAAAAACACAACAAGUCCAAAGCCCAGUUGAGCGUUGUACGUGGGGUAUACACUCAACUAUGCUGGUCGUCGGCCUCCUCUCCGUCUCCAGCUCCGACUGCUAGGCCACAGCACCUCCGGCACCACCUCCAAUUGCUACGCCACAGCACCUCCGGCUCCACCUCCGACAACUUGUGCAACGACUUCUACAGAUCCUGCCAAACAGCCCCUUAGUUGCAGCAGAAACCCCCAAUACUCCUUUCCUCAUCAGCAGUUCAG
Molecule: messenger RNA, 369 nt
Organism: Lactuca saligna
Lineage: Eukaryota; Viridiplantae; Streptophyta; Magnoliopsida; Asterales; Asteraceae
Source: the annotation of a GenBank genome assembly